Messenger RNA from Ostertagia ostertagi, 273 nucleotides. The record is from the annotation of a GenBank genome assembly. Lineage: Eukaryota; Metazoa; Nematoda; Chromadorea; Rhabditida; Trichostrongylidae.
AUGGAAAACAUCGAGAAAAUUACUGAAGACCCUGAAAAUAUUGUGGAAGUAGACAUCAACGGUGCCAAUACACCGACAACAACUCUUAGCCCGCCAACGACUGUGAACCCGAAACCGGGUGUUGUUCCGACACCAAGUGUCGUGAAGGCUCUCGUUUUCAUUGUGGAUGCUUCAGAAGCUGUUAGUAAAGAAGCAUGGAAUGGGCAAAUUCAACUCGUAAGCAGCGUGGUGAAAUAUGUGAAAUGUGGAAUCAGUGGGAAUCGUCGUUAUUGA